AUGCAGAAUCUGCUGGACGGAUCCCUGGAAGACUUCCUCAAGCGGCGAAGCAUGGCCGGCCGUGGCCUAUCAGGUGCGCCCAUCCAGCGUCUCGGACCCAGAUCCUUGGGAGCCGUUGCCCCAGCCUGGACCCGUGGACAGAGGGGGGUUCGCUGUCAGGGUGGAUCCCCGUCUUCGGUCCUCCUGGUUAUCAGGACGGCUGGGCCGGGGGGCAAGGGCGCACAGGACAGAGCUGGGCGGCGCGCGGGCUUUGGUGGGCUCGAGCACACUAGACAUCUCGGCUUCAAGCGGACGCACCUCGAUGUCAAGCCCGAAACGUCGAGGUCAGGUGGGCGAGCCUCUGCCGGCUACAUGUGGGUCAGGAGUUGGAAAAACCUUGACUGUCGACGGCGUCGUGGAGAAGCAGCAACGCCUUCCCACGCCCUGCGGCCCCUGUCAGGAACGGCCUCACCUGGGGUUCGGUGCCAUGCGUCAAAGCACGUCGCUGAUAGGUAUCCGUUGAUUGGUAUGUAG
Neoarthrinium moseri is the source of this 513-nucleotide messenger RNA. RefSeq lists its product as uncharacterized. Lineage: Eukaryota; Fungi; Ascomycota; Sordariomycetes; Amphisphaeriales; Apiosporaceae. The transcript has a single exon. The coding region runs from base 1 to 513 and encodes 170 amino acids. The record is from RefSeq and is a predicted model, not a curated record.